Molecule: messenger RNA, 264 nt
Organism: Rhinolophus ferrumequinum (greater horseshoe bat)
Lineage: Eukaryota; Metazoa; Chordata; Mammalia; Chiroptera; Rhinolophidae
Product: diazepam-binding inhibitor-like 5
Exons: 1
Coding region: 1-264 (87 amino acids)
Biological process (GO): fatty acid metabolic process
Cellular component (GO): mitochondrion
Molecular function (GO): fatty-acyl-CoA binding
Source: RefSeq, a predicted model, not a curated record
AUGUGCCAAGCGGAGUUUGAGAUGGCCUGCGCCGCUAUCAAGCAGUUGAAGGGACCUGUGAGUGAUCAGGAGAAACUGUUGGUGUACAGCUUCUACAAACAGGCCACCCAGGGCGACUGCAAUAUCCCUGCCCCGCCUGCCACAGAUGUGAUAGCCAAGGCCAAGUGGGAUGCAUGGAACAAGAACCAAGGGAUGUCAAAGAUGGACGCCAUGAGGAUCUAUAUUGCUAAAGUGGAAGAACUGAAGAAAAACGACGCUGGUUAA